CAAGUAAAUCGUAACGCAAUCAAAACGCCGAAUCAGUCUCUCUAUUAGUAACGGAUUCACCCUAAGCCUCUCCUAUAUAAAUACGUGUCGCAUCUCUUUCACAUUUCACAUCAAAACUUACUACUUCUUCUUCUUCUUCCUUUACCAAAUCUUUUCUUCUUUACUCUUUUUCAUCGUCGAGAAAAAAUGGAGUUGGAUCUUACACCUAAGUUGCCCAAGAAGGUUUACGGAGGAGAUGGUGGAUCUUACUCUGCCUGGUGCCCAGAGGAGUUGCCGAUGCUCAAACAGGGUAACAUUGGAGCCGCUAAGCUUGCUCUUGAGAAGAAUGGCUUCGCUGUCCCUCGUUACUCUGAUUCCUCUAAGGUCGCUUAUGUUCUUCAAGGAUCUGGAACUGCUGGAAUUGUUCUCCCAGAGAAGGAGGAGAAGGUGAUCGCAAUCAAGCAAGGUGAUUCGAUUGCUCUUCCCUUUGGUGUGGUCACAUGGUGGUUCAACAACGAGGAUCCUGAGCUUGUUAUCCUCUUCCUUGGUGAAACCCACAAGGGUCACAAAGCAGGGCAGUUCACUGAGUUCUAUCUUACUGGCACAAACGGUAUCUUCACUGGUUUCUCCACUGAGUUUGUUGGCAGAGCCUGGGACCUUGAUGAGAACACCGUGAAGAAACUUGUUGGUUCUCAAACCGGUAAUGGCAUUGUGAAGCUUGAUGCGGGCUUUAAGAUGCCACAGCCCAAGGAGGAGAACCGUGCUGGGUUUGUCUUGAACUGUUUGGAGGCUCCUCUUGAUGUAGACAUCAAGGAUGGAGGCAGGGUCGUUGUCUUGAACACCAAGAACCUUCCUUUGGUUGGAGAGGUUGGCUUUGGAGCUGAUCUUGUUCGGAUCGAUGCACACUCCAUGUGUUCGCCUGGUUUCUCUUGUGACUCUGCUCUUCAGGUGACUUACAUUGUGGGUGGAAGUGGAAGAGUCCAGGUGGUUGGUGGUGAUGGGAAAAGAGUUCUUGAGACCCAUAUCAAAGCUGGUUCUCUCUUCAUUGUUCCAAGGUUCUUUGUGGUUUCUAAGAUUGCUGAUGCUGAUGGCAUGUCUUGGUUCUCCAUUGUCACCACUCCUGAUCCGAUCUUCACACAUUUGGCCGGGAAUACAUCGGUGUGGAAGUCUUUGUCCCCUGAGGUUUUGCAGGCAGCGUUUAAGGUGGCUCCGGAGGUGGAGAAGUCCUUCCGAUCCACGAGGACUUCAUCAGCCAUUUUCUUCCCUCCUUCCAACUGAAGAAGGAGAAGAAUGAGAACAAGAACCAGCUUUUAUCUUUUAUCGUUUGUUGCUUUCCCUCAGAGAUUUUUGAGGGUUUUUACUUUUCUUGUGAUUCAAGGAAGUUUCUUAGUCUAGUUGUUUAAUUCUCUUCCUGCCUUUUCCCCCUGGACCGGUUCUUGUUCUCGUUGUUUUAAAAUAUUAAAAAAUCAACCUUUCCUAUAUUUUACAGUCUUCCUUCUUUUCAACUUUUGGAAAAAUUGAAUCAAAAGAAAUUUGUCUUCCUUCAAAUUCUCACUUUCAUAUUAAACUUCAGAAUUUUGAUGGUU
Arabidopsis thaliana (thale cress) is the source of this 1565-nucleotide messenger RNA. Its product is annotated as RmlC-like cupins superfamily protein. Gene Ontology annotation, biological process: seed maturation. The record is from RefSeq and is marked reviewed. Lineage: Eukaryota; Viridiplantae; Streptophyta; Magnoliopsida; Brassicales; Brassicaceae. Bases 187 to 1257 code for a protein of 356 amino acids. The transcript has 3 exons. Gene Ontology annotation, molecular function: nutrient reservoir activity.